CGAUGACGAUCCGAUUUAGCGGGGCGAGCUAACUUGUCGGUUGCAGGACAGCGCUUUGAAAGAGGCACAGCUGCGAAGCUUACUUGCGUAUCCAGCCUACCUACAUACGUGAAGAGCAGAAAUGCUCUCCUCGGUUGCAUCAAAAGAGGGUCCAGAAGGUAGUCAAAGCACUUGAAUAACGCUGAAUCUCAUCUCGUCUAAAGCGAAUAUCGUACCGGAACCUCGGGGACCUAGUUAGAUCAACAACAAUGUCUGCAGCAGAGGAAACUGGAGGAGAGAUUACGUCUCUAAGCAACGAUGUCUUCUUAAUAUUCGCUCCGUAUCCGGAUUCAACGGGAUUCGUGGGACGGAUCACCAAGCGUUUUAAGGGUCUUCAAGUACGAUGGGUCAAGUCAUCGGCUAGCCCGCUCGUUCCGCCGAAGGCUGAAGACCUCGACGCCAAGGAGUGGGACGGCGUGACUUUGCUCGCUACAUUCAUGCCGCCUCCGGCGGAGUUCCUAUCCAAGGUCCGCUUCGUGCAGCUUACCACUGCGGGAAUCGAUCGAUGGCCGGGACAUGCGAUAUACCAAGACGAUAGGGUCACAUUUGCCACUUCUAAUGGCUGCCACGCAACGCAGAUUGCGGAAUGGGUCAUAGGUGCGUGGCUCAUGCAUCAACAUGCCUUCCUUACCUAUGCCGCGAACAUGAAAACGGGAACUUGGCAGUCUCCCUUUACCGCAAAGGUCCAAGAUUCAACGGGCAUGCGAAUAGGCAUUUUGGGAUAUGGCGCGAUUGGGAGGCAGUGCGCACGAUUAGCUAAAGUCUUGGGCAUGGAGGUUUAUGCUUACACGCGCAGCGAGCGAGCGACACCCGAAUCACGAAAGGACGACAGUUAUUGCGUGCCGGGUACCGGCGACCCGGACGGGCUCCUGCCGGCGAAGUGGUUCCACGGCGCGGCCAAGGAGGAUGUAAAUAAUUUCCUAGGGCAGGAUCUCGAUCUGUUGGUCAUCAGCCUGCCGCUCACUUCUGAAACACGGCAAAUUCUCUCGCAUGAGCAGUUCGAAAUCCUAAGCAAGAAAAAGACGUUCGUCGCGAACAUUGCGCGCGGCGGUCAUAUUAACCAAGACGCGCUUAUCAAGGCUCUAGAGAUAGAGCAGAUCCGUGGCGCCGCGCUCGAUGUCACGGAUCCGGAGCCGCUCCCCAGCGAUCAUCCGUUAUGGAAAGCUCCAAAUCUGAUCAUAACCCCUCAUAUUAGCUGGAAGACAGAUGCUCUCUUCGGGAGGUUACUGCAUCUUAUGGAGCUUAAUCUCGAGAAGUUAGCUACCGGGCAGCCGCUCAUCAACGUGGUAAACCGUCAGCUACAUUACUGAUAGAAUUGCUUCAGCAAAAGAUAUGAUUUAAAAAAAAAAUGAAUUGGAAAUUCGAGUGAGCUUGUUUCGCACCACACCACCGUUAUCGUGUAUGCUCGAUUAUAAGCUUUGGCUAUUCAGCAAUAGUUUGCGGUGGAUGCCAGACAUACCGUUACCGCAAGCUUGGUCAGUCUAAGACAGGUUAGCACCACCAUUCACCCAAGUUCUAGAACACCGCCUACCUACUUGGCAGUAGGUAGGGAUGGAAGAAUCCAAGCCAGAAUAGAAAAACAAACAUUGGCGUCAGCACGAAAAUAUACCUAGUAUUCCCGUUGGCUUGAAGAUAAUACUCGGUACCAAAAGCCAGAGAGUUUGUGCAUCUAAUAAUAGUCGACUCACAUAGGUAGGUAGUUAGCUCUACAACAUGAUUACGACUUGAAGAAGUAAAACGGAUGCAAAUCCUGCCAGGAAGAAAAACUUUGCGCCCCUAGAUAAGGGCCCGGACGUCCGGUGCGGGUCUCUAAGACCCCCAAAAGGCACUUCGCCAUUGUGGCUGACACUAAGGCAAAUAUCUACACUUUGCUGGUCCCACUACGUCGGAAAGUUCGCGGCUCGCAGA
This is a messenger RNA of Annulohypoxylon truncatum, 1947 nucleotides long. RefSeq lists its product as uncharacterized. The coding region runs from base 249 to 1349 and encodes 366 amino acids. NCBI's taxonomy places the organism in Eukaryota, Fungi, Ascomycota, Sordariomycetes, Xylariales, Hypoxylaceae. The transcript has 5 exons. The record is from RefSeq and is a predicted model, not a curated record. Gene Ontology annotation, molecular function: NAD binding.